Aplysia californica (California sea hare) is the source of this 2124-nucleotide messenger RNA. RefSeq names its product thymidine kinase, cytosolic. The coding region runs from base 137 to 790 and encodes 217 amino acids. NCBI's taxonomy places the organism in Eukaryota, Metazoa, Mollusca, Gastropoda, Aplysiida, Aplysiidae. Gene Ontology annotation, molecular function: ATP binding; thymidine kinase activity. The transcript has 8 exons. The record is from RefSeq and is a predicted model, not a curated record. Gene Ontology annotation, biological process: thymidine metabolic process.
UGCAAAGAUCUUUGGUUGCUGUUUACUGUGACAACUAACGAUAUCAACUGUCUCUGUCUGUGUCCAGUGUCCAAGUCCAGCGUCCAGUAAAUUUAAACAGCUUUCAUCCUGAACACGAAAAAAUAGAACUGGAAAAAUGGCAGAUCUGAGUCUGAGUCGCGUUGAGAGCUGUGGACAAAUUCAGGUAAUCUUUGGACCCAUGUUUUCUGGUAAAACGACUGAACUGAUGCGAAGAUUGAAGCGGUACCUGAUAGCCAAUUACGACUGUCUUAUUAUCAAGUAUGCCAAAGAUGUUCGAUAUGAAAAGGAUGGAAUAGCUACUCAUGACAGACAAGUUUUGCCAGCAGUUUCAGCUGACAGGUUAGCAGAUCUUCAGUCAGAGGCUCUUAAGCAUGACAUCAUUGGAAUUGACGAAGGCCAGUUUUUUCCUGAUAUUGUCUCUUUUUGUGAGAAAAUGGCAGAUCAAGGCAAAAUUGUUAUUGUUGCAGCUUUGGAUGGGACUUUUCAGAAAAAGGGAUUUGGAGAUAUUUUAAACCUUGUACCUCUGGCUGAAAAUGUUAUGAAGUUAACUGCUGUUUGCAUGAACUGCUACAAUGAUGCAUCUUUCACAAAAAGGAAAGGUUCUGAGACUGAGGUGGAGGUUAUUGGAGGAGCGGACAAGUACCUUGCUGUGUGUCGUCAGUGCUUUACAUCACCCAAAAAGUCUUCUCGAUCCCCAUUGAAAAACUUAACAUCAAACACCUGUCAAGUUGAGUCAGUUGAAAAGGUCACCAAAAUCAUAACUUGGUGAAGUUUGUAAUUAAGGGUAUGGGUUUAACGCUCAUUUCAACACUGUUAGGCUUUUUAGAGGCGGGACCUCUGAAUUUGAUGUCCAUCUCUGAUAGAACUGAGCAAAAUGGAUUUGAAAUUUCAAGAAUGUCCAGUUGAGGAUACAAACCAGGGCUGUUCGCUCUAUAGUUCAGCAUGACACUAACUGAGCUAACAGUAUGUCUUGUAUCAUAUGUGAACUUCAAUGUCACAUUUAUUUUUGUUGAAUUUUCUACAGACUAUGUUUUUGACCUCUGUCUAUCACAGGAGACAACAGCAUUUGUGCCUUAGCAUUAUUCUCUUGAUUGUCUCGUUGGGGCGUUUAGAAAAUGUUAUUUUGCUAGUGUUGGGAGAUCAGUUUUGUCUAUACUAUAAGCAAAACUUAAAACUAAUUGUCUUUAACUCUUGAGCACCUACAUCAGCGUGUGCACAGUCUGUCCGUUCACACCUAAACAGUGUUACGUUGCAUUUCAAUUGCCGAACGCAGGACGCUGCUGUGCUAUAGAGAGGCUGCACUGUAUUUUUGAAGAAAAAAGUUAUAGAUUAUCCAUUCCAGCAUCCUUUGACACCUGAGUUGUUCAGGUUGAAGCUACCACAAUGCUAGAUGCUAUGGGGCUUUCUGUAAAAAUGCAUACACAAAAACUGAACCGCUGAAUUGGCCAGUCAGCGACUGGGUGCCCCCCAGCCCACUGCGAUUUAGAUAAUGUGUAGCUUCGGCAUCACAUGUAUUCGUGCUUUUCUUGUUCCUCUAGUAGUACUAGUAGGCCUAUAAAUUUAUGAUAAUAAUGUGCAGCUAUGGAAUUAUGUACUGACUGACAAAAGAAUUAAGUUUUGUUUUAAAUUUACCAUAGUGGGGUAUUUUACCAAAAAGAAAUGGAUAUUGGGUAUUUAUCUAUUUCAGGUAAAAAAUCACAGAUUUCAUUCAACUCAUUUGCAUAUUUGACCUACUUUUGAGAUUUCUAUAAAUAGAAAUAGAAAUAAAUUCACUAAUAUUGGUAGAGUAGAGGAGUCUCCCUUUGGCUUUCAUACAUUGUUAUUCGUGAUGCAUGGAUUAUGGAUCUAUCCACUGGGUCCAUAAUUAUAGUUUAUAGGUGAAUUCUUCAUUAUUGUUAUAACAGGAUUCCACUGUACAACACUGGUCAUAAAUUAAGUGGCAUGAAACUGGUUUUUGUUGGCCCAGCCAUUCUUUGUUGAAAUGAUUAACCAUUUUAUGUAGAUCUACACAUAUAAAAUAAUGAUAAUAGUUGGGGGGGUUUUUGUGUCUAUGACUUUUUUCUCUGCAUUUAUUCAAAAUAAAUGAAAAGUUCUGGAUAUUGA